Molecule: messenger RNA, 2463 nt
Organism: Physeter macrocephalus (sperm whale)
Lineage: Eukaryota; Metazoa; Chordata; Mammalia; Artiodactyla; Physeteridae
Product: glycogen phosphorylase B
Exons: 18
Coding region: 94-2184 (696 amino acids)
Biological process (GO): glycogen catabolic process
Cellular component (GO): cytoplasm
Molecular function (GO): glycogen phosphorylase activity; pyridoxal phosphate binding
Source: RefSeq, a predicted model, not a curated record
GGGCUGGACUUGGAAGAACUGGAGGAAAUAGAAGAGGAUGCCGGCCUGGGGAACGGAGGCUUGGGGAGGCUGGCAGCCUGCUUCCUUGACUCGAUGGCCACCUUGGGCCUGGCGGCGUACGGCUAUGGAAUCCGCUAUGAGUUUGGGAUUUUUAACCAGAAGAUUGUCAAUGGCUGGCAGGUGGAGGAGGCGGACGACUGGCUGCGCUACGGGAACCCCUGGGAGAAGGCGCGGCCGGAAUACAUGCUGCCCGUGCACUUCUACGGGCGAGUGGAGCACAGCCCCGAGGGCGUGUGCUGGCUGGACACACAGGUGGUGCUGGCCAUGCCGUACGACACCCCGGUGCCGGGCUACAAGAACGACACCGUCAACACCAUGAGACUGUGGUCCGCCAAGGCGCCCAACGACUUCAAGCUCCAUGACUUCAACGUGGGCGGCUACAUCGAGGCGGUCCUGGACCGGAACCUGGCCGAGAACAUCUCCAGAGUCCUGUAUCCCAACGACAACUUCUUUGAGGGGAAGGAGCUGCGGUUGAAGCAGGAAUACUUUGUGGUGGCUGCCACCCUCCAAGACAUCAUCCGGCGCUUUAAGUCGUCCAAGUUCGGCUGCCGCGACCCCGUAAGGACCUCCUUCGAGACGUUCCCAGACAAGGUGGCCAUCCAGCUGAAUGACACCCACCCAGCCUUGGCCAUCCCUGAGCUCAUGCGGAUCCUGGUGGACGUGGAGAAGGUGGACUGGGACAAGGCCUGGGAAAUCACAAGGAAGACCUGUGCAUACACCAACCACACGGUGCUGCCCGAGGCUUUGGAGCGCUGGCCUGUGUCCAUGUUUGAGAAGCUGCUGCCACGGCACCUGGAGAUCGUCUACGCCAUCAACCAGAGGCACCUGGAUCACGUGGCCGCCCUGUUCCCCGGGGAUGUGGGCCGCCUGCGGAGGAUGUCCGUGAUCGAGGAAGGGGACUGCAAGCGGAUCAACAUGGCCCACCUGUGUGUCCUCGGGUCCCACGCUGUCAACGGCGUGGCGAGGAUCCACUCGGAGAUCGUGAAGCAGUCGGUCUUUAAGGACUUUUACGAGCUGGAGCCAGAGAAGUUCCAGAAUAAGACGAAUGGCAUCACGCCCCGACGGUGGCUGCUCCUGUGUAACCCAGGGCUGGCGGACACCAUCGUGGAGAGAAUCGGGGAGGGUUUCCUGACGGACCUGAGCCAACUGAAGAAACUGCUGCCGCUGGUCAGUGACGAGGCACUCAUCAGGGACGUGGCCCAGGUCAAGCAGGAAAACAAGGCGAAGUUCUCUGCCUUCCUGGAGAAGGAGUACGGGGUGAAGGUCAACCCCUCGUCCAUGUUCGACGUGCAUGUGAAGAGGAUCCACGAGUACAAGCGGCAACUGCUCAACUGCCUGCACGUGGUCACCCUGUACAACCGAAUAAAGAAGGACCCAGCCCAGGCCUUUGUGCCCAGGACUGUCAUGAUCGGGGGCAAGGCAGCGCCCGGCUACCACAUGGCCAAGAUGAUCAUCAAGCUGGUCACGUCCAUCGGCGACGUUGUCAACCACGAUCCGGUUGUGGGCGACAGGCUCAAAGUGAUCUUCCUGGAGAACUACAGAGUGUCCUUGGCCGAGAAAGUGAUCCCCGCCGCCGACCUGUCACAGCAGAUCUCCACCGCGGGCACCGAGGCCUCGGGCACAGGCAACAUGAAGUUCAUGCUCAACGGGGCCCUCACCAUCGGCACCAUGGAUGGAGCCAACGUGGAGAUGGCUGAGGAAGCUGGGGCCGAGAACCUCUUCAUCUUUGGCUUGCGGGUGGAGGACGUGGAAGCCCUGGACCGGAAAGGGUACAAUGCCCGGGCGUACUAUGACUGCCUGCCUGAGCUGCAGCAGGCCGUGGACCAGAUCAGCAGCGGCUUCUUCUCCCCCAGGGAGCCCGACUGUUUCAAGGGUGUCGUCGACAUGCUGCUGAACCAUGACAGGUUCAAGGUGUUUGCGGAUUAUGAGGCAUACGUGGAGUGCCAGGCCCGGGUGGACCAGCUGUACCGGAACCCCAAGGAGUGGACCAAAAAGGUCAUCAGGAACAUCGCCUGCUCGGGCAAGUUCUCCAGUGACCGGACCAUCACGGAGUACGCCCGGGACAUAUGGGGCGUGGAGCCCUCUGCCCUGCAGACCCCGCCCCCCAGCCUCCCCAGGGAUUAGGCCCCUGCCCUCCCCCUCGGGACCAGAGGCGUUUGUUUUCUUGCUGACUCUGCCCGUUUCCAAGCACUUUGCCAGCACCCUGCUUUUUUCAGUGCUGUUCCCGGGACGGCCAUGGGGAUCCGGGUGGUGGCUUUCAGGGGUUGGGUUGGGAGAAGAUGCUGAGGUGAGAUGCUCCCCCGUUUCCUGCAGGAAAGCAGAGCCCGCAGCACUGAGCAGGGCAGCUGGCCUGCUGAUUUGCCCACCUGCCCCUUGGAGGUGGGGGAAGGUGGACUUGUCUGC